AUGCUGUCCAAGCCGCUCCGCCGCCCGCUCGCCGCCGCGCUGCGCAGGCCCCAGAGCGCUGUCAUGAAGUACCACGUGGGCGUGCGCGAGACGCAGCGCGGCGCCGACGCGCUGGCCCAGCAGAAGCAGCAGCUGCGCACCCAAGGCGCCUCCGCGCUGAGCCUGGACACGCCCGUGUUCCAGGUCUUCGGCAGCAACACGGACAUCGGCAAGACCAUCGUGUCCGCCGGCAUCUGCCGCAGCGCCGCCACCAUCGCGGCCACGAGCGGGGGCCGCGUGGAGUACAUCAAGCCGCUGCAGACGGGCACGGACGACGACAUCCCCGGCUCCUUCCCCGGCGACGCGUCCUUCGUCCAGAAGCACGCGCUGCUCGAGGACAAGUCCCAGGGCGCGCUCGAGUGCUCGACGCUCUUCUCGUGGAAGAACCCGGUGUCGCCGCACCUCGCGGCGCAGAUGGAGGGCCACACCAUCACGGACGAGGCGCUGCUGCAGCUGCUCGCGGACAAGCUCAAGGCCAUCAACGGCGUGAACGGCGAUAAGGCUGCGGACAGCCUCGUGCUCGUGGAGACGGCGGGCGGAGUGUGCAGCCCCUCGGCCUCCAUGAGGUUCCAGGUGGACGUCUACCGCGGCAUGCGUCUGCCCGUGGUGCUGGUGGGCGACGGCAAGCUCGGAGGCAUCUCCACGACCAUGUCGGCGCUCGAGACGCUGCUGAUCCGCGGAUACGACGUGGCUGCGAUCUGCCUCAUUGAGCAGGACGGACUCGACAACGCGGCGGCGCUCGAGCCGCGCACCAGUGAGCUCGGCAUCCCCAUCUUCACCAUGAGCGCCGUUCCACCGAUGCCCGAGCCCCUGGACAAGUGGUUCGACGAGCACGAGAAGGUGUUUGCUGGCGUCAACAAGGCGCUCAAGGCGUUCCACCAGACGCGGCUGGAGAGCUUCAAGCGCAUGGAAGAGCGCGCGGAGCAAGUCUUCUGGUGGCCGUUCACGCAGCACAAGAAGGCGGGCGGGCUGUCCAUGAUCGACUCGGCUCAUGGAGACGAGUUCAGCGUAUACCGCCCGGACAGCAACAGCGUCGAACCGCUGUUCGAUGCGUGUGCCAGUUGGUGGACGCAGGGUGUCGGGCACGGCAACUCGAAGAUGGCCACGGCGCUGGCGUACGCUGCUGGCCGCUAUGGCCACGUCAUGUUCCCAGAGAACGCCCACGAGCCCGCGUUGCAGCUGAGUGAGAAACUCCUGGCUUCCGUCGGCAAGGGCUGGGCCUCGCGCGUGUACUUCUCGGAUGAUGGAUCAACCGCCGUGGAGGUGGCGCUGAAGAUGGCGUUCCGCAAGUACGUGCUUGACCACAAGCUGGAGUACAGCGAGUUCAUGUCGGAUGAGGCUACGGGGUCCAAGAUGGUCACGCUGGCCCAGGCCAACUGCUACCACGGCGAUACUCUGGGCGUGAUGAACGUCGCGGAGAAGAGCGUCUUCAACGAGAAGCAGCACCCGUGGUACCGUCCUGAAGGCGUUUUCCUGAAGGUCCCGAUGAUGGCACUGCGCAACGGCGAGUACGUGAUCUCUAUCGACCCUGAGAUCGCUGGCAACACGCCGACGGAGGAAAAACUGCCGUCCCUCAACGCUGCAUUCGACGCUUCUCGCGACCAGAGUCCUCUCGCUGAUGUGUACCGCAAGCAUGUGGCUCACAUGAUCGACUCGACCGAGGAGAAGAACGUUCGUGUGGGCUCUGCGCUCAUUGAACCUGUGCUCAUGGGCUCCGGUGGCAUGUUCCUGGUUGACCCGCUGUACCAGCGCAUGCUGGUGCAGGAGUGCCGCGCGCGCAAGAUCCCGGUGAUUUACGACGAGGUGUUCUCCGGUUGGUGGCGUCUCGGAGUCGAGUCUGCGCGUGACCUGCUCGGCGUCGACCCUGACAUUGCGUGUUACGCCAAGCUGCUCACUGGUGGCGUGGUUCCCAUGGCUGCUACGCUCGCUUCGGAGGAAGUUUUCGACACUUUCUACGCGGACUCCAAGGGCGAGGCUCUGCUGCACGGCCACUCCUUCACGGCGUACCCGAUGGGUUGUGCUGCCGCCGUGACUGCGCUAGACAUGUACCAGAUUUUCAACAACGCCAGCGCUCCUACCAAGGAUGCUACGCGUGCGUACUGGAACGUGGACGCCCUCACCGAGCUCUCUACCCGGCCGUACAUCGCGCGCACGUUCGCUAUCGGUACUGUGGCGUGUGUGGAGCUGGCGUCAGAGAACGCCGGCUACGCGUCCACGGAGGCUGCCGAGCUCAUCCAAGUGCUGCGCAAGAACGGCGUGUACGCGCGUUCCCUCGGCAACGUGCUGUACCUGAUGUGCUCACCCCUCACGACGCAGGAAGACUGCAACAAGUACCUGGACACGCUCACUCGUCAAAUCGAGAUUUUGCAGGCCAAGAAGUGA
This is a messenger RNA of Phytophthora sojae, 2421 nucleotides long. RefSeq lists its product as hypothetical. NCBI's taxonomy places the organism in Eukaryota, Oomycota, Peronosporomycetes, Peronosporales, Peronosporaceae. The transcript has a single exon. The record is from RefSeq and is a predicted model, not a curated record. Gene Ontology annotation, molecular function: ATP binding; S-adenosyl-L-methionine:8-amino-7-oxononanoate transaminase activity; magnesium ion binding. Gene Ontology annotation, biological process: biotin biosynthetic process. Gene Ontology annotation, cellular component: mitochondrion. The coding region runs from base 1 to 2421 and encodes 806 amino acids.